GAGCCGCAGAGGAAAGGGAGCGUGGAGGUAGCAGGGCGCAUGCGCAAAUCCAGAACGCGCGCUCGCUGUGUCGCUCCGGAGAUGGAGGAGAAAUAGAUCUCAAGAUGAAGGGGAAGUUGACUUCCGGGCAUGCGCACUGAACGGCGAGAGCGCUCCAGGUACCGUAGUGUGCCGCGUAGUGCGCAGCAGUCUAACUCGGUAAGCGUGAAUGUAGAAUGGCAGCCAAAAUACUAACAGCAACACACUACUGUAUAUGAAUUGAAUUACAUUUAUAUCUCCCCCAUCUCCUCUGAGUAGUUUCUUUACUUCGUGCCUGAAAGGUAUUAAAGAAGGGGCCAGGCAAGCUUCCUUGAGGCUAUUCCUUGGACUUAUUUAUUAAUAACAGUGAUGAACAUGAAAAUCAGGGCACCACCACAGAAAAGGCCCUGUCCCCUGUGGUCGCCUGCAGAACCCCCAAAGGUGGGCCUGGGCCCUUCCAGGCAACCUUAGCAGACACAGGCAGGCUCACCCACAAGGAGACGCGCCUUCAGAUCCCCAAGGCCUUUUGGGAGAAGGGUGAGCAAGAAAAGGGGAACCAAGGUUGCAGGUUGCUGAACAGUUUGCAGUAGGCCCCCAAGUGUUUUUUACUUCACCCUCCCUGUCAAUAGCAGCAACAACAAGGGUUGUCGUGCGUCGUCAUACUCGUCAUCAAAUGCUUUAGCAGCCUUUCUUAAAAACCACACAAGGCAAAUCACAGAAAUCCACAAAUAUAUACUGCAAUAUUCUAACCACCUACUUUAAGAAUAUCGGCUGCUACCAUCUCUGAUCUGUAGUAACAUGCAGGGCAGUCUUAGCCACAUCUAUUCAGAAGGAAGUCCUAUGCAAUUCCAUGGGAUGUACUCCCCAGGUUAGGAUGGCAGGUUUAGUCUUAGUUAUAGAUCAGGCACCCCAAACUUGGCCCUCCAGAUGUUUUGGGACUACAAUUCCCAUCAUCCUUGACCACUGGUCCUGUUAGCUAGGGAUGAUGGGAGUUGUAGUCCCAAAACAUCUGGAGGGCUGAGUUUGGGGGUGCCUGUUGUAGAGGAAAAAAGGAUCCAUUUACAUUGUCUCAAGCUCCCUGCUGGAAAAGUGUAUUGGAAUAUGUGUGGGCCAUCCUAUUGCACUGCAUGUGGGAUACCUGCAGCAGGUAAUCGGCUCCCCUCCUAGAUUCAUCAUUUUGUACCUGACUUUGCUGAAUGCAAGUGAUGGACACCAGCAUCCUCAUUAAAGCAAAACAAGUCCCAGAUGCUGGAGCUAUGUGCACCCAAUUUGGGGUUUUACUGGCCAAAGCCAGUACUUUGAAACUGAAACCACUGAUCAGCACCUUCUUCCAACAAGCCUAGUUCUAAGUUGAGAUUUUUGUCCUGGUCAAUAUUUGUAUUGGAUUUGAAACUGUUUCUGUAUAUGUCGUCGUUUGAACAGUCAUUAUAUAUGUGAUUGUUCUCUAUGCUUUGCAUUGUGGUGUUGCUUUGAGAUGCUUCGUAGGAAGUGAUUCAGCUGUGGAAGAACAGGAGGAACAGGGUGGGGGGGCAACAAGCAUAGCCUGCAACUGCCCUGCAGGAACUGUUGGCCCCUCCUGGGCCCUGGCCUCUGCCCUCCCCCCACACCCUGUGUGCAAAGGCAGCCCCACCUGUGGUGCAUUUUUGGGUGUGAUGCACACUCACUUGGAAGCAAGUCCCACUCAAGGCAUAAAAUGAUGUAAUUGUAGAGUUGGAAGGGACCACUGCGAUCAUCUAGUCCAACCCCAGCAAUGCAGGAAUCUUUUGCGAAAUGAGUCUGAGAUUAAGGGUAAGAGUCUUCUGCUGUACGGACUAUUCCAGCUGCAGCAGGGUUUACGCUUGCGGAACGGCUGAGAAAACGCUUGCGGAACGGCUUAAUACUUGCCAGACCUAAAUGUUGCAAGAGCUUGAUUAAUUAAUUGCAUUAAUACAUUUCCGGCAACUCGUGCGUAAUAUAGCGCCUAGCCUGGCUGCACCAUCCAGCCCCCAGCUAAAGAACCACGUUUUCUGGAACACAAGAGAGAUUUAUUUUUCACUCGUUCCGGGGGGAAACCACCAACCCCUCAUCUAUAACACGCCACUCGGCGCGGAUCAGUUGAGAGUGCGGGAGAAGACUCGGAUCCGGGCUGGAAUCCAACCGCUCACUCCCGAGUCUGACCAUAAACCUUUAAUAAAGUCCAGCUGCCCGUUUUGCGACGCUGCGGAGCGUUUCAGGGGCGGCCUCGGGCCCCUGUGUGGCUGCUGCACUGCACCGGUGCAAUUCCUGCUUGCAGCUCCAGGACGCAGCAGCCUGGCCCGGGCUGAGGCUGACGGGCGCUCUCGCUCUCGCUCUCCCUCCCCAGACACCUGAUCCGGAGCGGCGGACUACUUUUCCCGGCGUGCCCGGCCAGCCGGCCGGCCGGCGCCUGGAAGAGGCGGGGCAGAGCGAAGCAGAGCAGCAUCGCGGGGAUGGCGGAGCUGCGAGGUGAGCGAGGCCGGGGCAAAGGAGGGCGCCCGCCUUGGGGGUCCGGGGGCGGCGGAGGGCGGCUCCUCGUGCUCCGCGCCCGCGUUGGACGGAGGGGCUCCGGGACAAAGCGGCGGCGAGCAGGAGCAGGAGCGAGCCGCUCCGGGUGGGGAGAAGAGAGGCGUUCCCGCGGAGCGAGCAGGCAGGAGCGGUGCCCGCUCUCGGGAGAAGCCCGGCCCCUCCUGCGCCUUCCGGGGGUGGGAAGGGGUUCCGAGGGUCAUCUAGCCGAACCCCCGCCAUUCAGGACGCGCAGCCUUGGCGCCCCUGGCCGAUGAUCGCCCAACCUCUGCUUAAAACCCUGCAAGGAAGAUAGGGCCUUUUUCGCAGCGGCUCCGUUGGCCAACAGUAAAUUUUGAAGGCCAGGCAAAUCUAUUUUAUUCCUCCAGGCCCUUCAAAGAAAAGAAAAGCUCUUAAAACCAUCUCAUUCUUUCCUAUUAGGGUCUCCAAUAUCGGCCGCCGCAUCCCACCAAACCAUCUUGGGAACUGUAGUUUGUUUUGGGCACUGAGGGUUUUUAGAAGACCCUGUUCCGCCCACAGGGCUGCAGCUCCCCAUGAAGAGGGGUGGGCUGUGAAAACCAGAGGGAACUGUAACUCUGAGAGAUAACUAGGGCUCUCUCAGCACCCUUAACAAACUAUAGUUCCCAGGAUCCUUUGUGGGAACUCAUGACUAUUUAAGCUGAUCCUGCUUUAAAUGUGCAGGUGGGAGCCUUUGUCAAGAUGCAGGGUAAGGGUGAGGUGGGCUCACCCUGAGAGGGAGCAUCCUGACAACAGCGAUGGAGCUGUGGGGCUGACUGGGGGCAGCUACCCACAUUGUGUCCUUGUGCAUGACCUCCCACCUGUGCCUGUGUCUUUUGCUCCCUCAGUGUUUCCCUUGGCCUGCCCCGUGCAGAACUACUCCUGGGGCAAACUGGGCCGGGACAGUGAAGUGGCCAGCCUCUUGGCAAGCAGUGAUCCAAUGAUCCACAUCGAAGCGAGCAAGCCCUAUGCGGAGGUGAGUGCCACCUGCCUGGGGGCCCUUGGAGCCAAGCUCCCUCCCCUCCUCCCUCCUUGCCCAUUCCCAAAUUCCGUUAUAUGGCUGGGGACUUGGAUCAAGGUGCUCGGAUCAGUCAGGGCGACCACUUGCGCUCUAGACCCCUGCCCCUCUUGCCUGAUAAAAACCAGCAGGGAGGGAACAGCGGACUGGGCCAGGGAGGUGAUCAAUGCCUCUUUCAAGAGGGGGUGGUCCCUGCCUGUUUGAAGGAGGCAGUGGUAAAACCACUCCUUAUGAAACCUUCCCUGGAUUCAGAAUACCUAACAAACUACUGGCCAGUUGCUAAUCUCCCUUUCCUGAGCAAGGUUCUGGAACGAGUAGUUGCUUUUGGAAGAAACUGAUUUUCUGCAUCCAUUUCAGUUUAGGCCCAGUUUUGGCACAGAAACUGCUUUGGUCGCUAGUGCAAAAUUCAGCGGCCGGGUUGCUCACUAGAGCAGGAUGGUUUGAGCAUAUUACACCGAUCCUAGUCUGACUGCACUGUCUACCAGUUAGUUUCUGGGCCCAAUUCAAAGUGCUGCUUUUGACCUAUAAAGCCUUAAAUGGCUCAGGACAGAAAUGCCUCAAGGACCAUCUCUCCAUAUGAACCUACCUGGACCCUGAGGUCGUCUUCUGAGGCCCCGCUUCGUGUUCCACUUCCUCGAGAAGUCCAGAGGGUCACAACACGAGAAUGGGCCUUCUCUGCAGUGGCUCCCCGUCUGUGGAAUGCUCUCCCCAGGGAAGUUCGCCUGGUGCCUUCAUUAUACAGCUUUAGGUGCCAGGCAAAAACGUUCCUUUUUAACCAGGCCUUUUGACUGACAUCCUAUGCCCUUUUAAAAUGUGGGGUUUUUUGGGGGGGGUGUUAUUGGGUUGUUUUUAUUUUGAUUAUAUAUAUUGUGGUUUCAUAUUUUGCAUUUUGUUCUAUGAACCACCUUGAGACCUCUGGGUAUAGGGUGGUAUGUAAAUUCAAUUUUAAAAAGCAAAAAAACCUCACGAGUCUGAACUCUCAGCCCUGUCUAAAGUGGCCACGGGGGAACCGUCAGAACACUGCUGCUCAGAAACUGAUUUCUCAGGGCUCCGAAAUGGGGACAGACAAGGUGCCAACUUUCCUUUGUUGACAGAUGCCCAACUCUCAUCAGCCCCAGCCAACAGGGCUAGUGGUUGGAGCUGAUCAGAGUGCAAGACACAUGCUGUACUCCAAAUCCUAUCAGCCCUGAUUUCUGGCUGUGCUGUCUGGGGCUGAUAGGAAUUGGAGCCCAUCAUCUGAAGGGCUACAGGUUGCCCAGAUGUGCGCCAAGAGGUUUUGUGCAUCAUCUGUGUGCUCUCUUUUCCUCCUAGCUCUGGAUGGGCACUCACCCCAAAGGAGACGCCGUGAUUCUAGAUAACCGCAUCCCCCAGAAGACCUUGCGGCAAUGGAUCGCGGACAACCCCGACUGCCUGGGCACCAAGGUCAAGGAGGCCUUCCAAGGCCAGCUGCCCUUCUUGUUCAAAGUGCUGUCUGUUAACUCAGCCUUGUCCAUCCAGGCUCACCCCACCAAGGUAAGGCCCUCUUCCCAGGGUGCCAAACAGCAUGGAAUCCUGCUGAGCUUUCUGGACUUUGCAGGUCAAGGACAAGGAGCUUGAAGGAGCAUCAGCGGUUGAAGCCGGAGUUCAGAAUGGCGUGCAAGGGAAGCAGGUGCUCAUCUGUUGGGUCCAGAGGUUCCCUUCCUCCGACACAAGGAGCCUUCCACCAACAGGCAAAUGGAACCUUUUGGAUCCAGCCCAAAGUUUCACGUUAAUGGGUUAAUGUCCGAUCCUUCUGGGGUCACAGCACAGAUUCCUCCUGCUUCUCUUCCCAUCCUUGACGUAUUAGCCCACCCCUGGGUGUGUUGCCUGGUUCCCCAGGUGCUCUGUGGCUCGCUGAAGCCACGGCAGAGCACCCCCCCUCGAGCAGACUGACUGUGAGACUGGAGCCUGGGGCUCAACACCUGUCCCCCCUCUUCCCUCCCUCUUCCCCCCUCCCAGGAGCUGGCAGAGAAGCUUCAUGCCCAGUAUCCAGAGCACUACCCAGAUGCCAACCACAAGCCGGAGAUGGCCAUCGCCCUGACGCCCUUCGAGGGCAUGUGUGGCUUCCGGCCUGUUGAGGAGAUUGUGUCUUUUCUCCAGAGUAAGCAUGGGAGGGGAGGGGAAGGGAAGGAAAUAAGUACCAGCAAGAUACAGGGACUUGGGUGUCCCAACUGGGGAUGGAAUUGUGUCCUUGGAACCGUGUUGUGAUGGAAACAAGCAUCGCCUCCCUGCAGGCUCACCCAUCCUCUCCCUCCCCUAGCACAGCCACAAGGAGGCAGUUGGCAGAAUUUGCUUUCAGUUUCAGUUAACCACAGUUUAGUGUUACAGCCCAGCCCUCAACCGUGGUUUGCUUAAUAGUAGUAUGUUGAAAUCAAGUUAGCUUCUUGAACUAUAGUUUGAAUUUGGCUUGUUUCAAGCAAGCUGUAGUUAAGAUUGACCACACAAUUAGUUGGGCUUGGUCGACAUGACAGGCUGUGAUUAACUGGAAGCAGAAGCAGCUAACUGCCCCCUUAGGGACCUGCCAGAGGUGGAGGAUUUUAAAUCAAUUUAGUUUUUCAAAUUUUGAAAUUUACAGACAAUUGUCAAACAUCCAAAAUAAAAAGAGAAUUCCAUAGAUUCCUCUGGAAUUCCCUCCUCCCCUUUGUGGGUCCUUAAUUAACUUUUUCCUCCUGUACCUUCUCUAUUAAUCCAAAUCUAUUAAAUCUCAAUUACAACCAUAAUUCAACGUUAAACUACAAGUAUUAUUAUUCCAAUCCAACUAAUAAUUUUAAUUGUUUAAAAUGAUUUUUAAGGUAAAUUAUUUAUUUUCCCCAUCCCUGGUCUUCCUGAUUUCUGAUUCUUCUGGCCAUUUUUGCCAUUUCGGCAUAGUCCAUCGACUUAAUUUGCCAUUCUUCUCUGGUAAGGAUUCUUCUUCUUUCCAUCUCUGGGUUAGUAACAACCAAGCAGCAGUGGUCGCAUACAUAGUCUUUUCUGUUCUGUUGUAAUUUUGGCACCUAGAAUUCCUUAAAGGAAAGCUUCGAGUUUUUUAAAGAAAAAGUUAUUCUAAACAUUUUUUCCCACUUCAUUAUAUAUUGUCUCCCAAUUUUUUUUUUUACUACUUUUCAAAUCCACCACAUAUGAUAAAAGGUGCCUUCUUUUUCCUUACAUUUGCAGCAUGUAUUUGACCUUGUUUUAUACAAUUUAGCUAAUUUACUAGGAGUUAAGUACCAACGAUACAUCAUUUUCAUACAAUUUUCUUUCAAAGUAUAACAUGCUGUAAACUUCAAGUCCCAGUUCCAUAACUUCUCCCAUGCUGUAAGUUGUAUAUUAUAUCCAAAAUCCCUCGCCCAGUGUAUCAUAACUGAUUUAACCUGUUCAUCUUUUGUAUGCUAUUCUAAUAUUACUUUAUAAAUUUAAAAAGCAAUUUGGUCUUGUUUUCUAACAGUUCUUUUUCAAAUUUAGAUGUUUCAUUUAAAAAGCCUUUCUUUUAUCCAUCUUAAAUAUAUCAUUAAGUGGAUGGUAGUCUAGUGGCUGGGGAAACGGAGCCAUAUGGAUGGGGAAUAAAUGAAUGAAUGAAUAAUGUUUGUUUGUUUGUUUGUUUGUUUAUUAUUGUAACCAAUCAGUUAAUAGUUCUCUUAUAUCUCCAAACCUCUUUAAUUUUAAUUGAUGUUCUACUUCCAUUAAUAAUUCUUUAUAAGUUGCCCAGUCAUUUCUCAUAUUUAAAUUUUUUUUGAGAUGUCGCUUUCAGUGGGAAAGUCAUCAUGGUGUUUUUCGUUCUAAUAAUUUUUUAUAUUUCCCCCAUACUUCAUAAACCACUUUCCUUACUACACGAUUUAGGAAAGCUCUAUAUACUUUAACCUCGUACCAUAAAUGUUCAUGCCAACCAUAUCUGUUAUCAUGACCUUCAAGAUCUAAAACUUCAGAAUUUUUAGUGAUAUCCGUUCCUUUAGCCAGCAUAGACAGGAUGCUUCAUAAUAUAGUCUUAAAUCCGGCUAGACUCCAUGCAGCCAUUCUCAAUGUCCUUUGGGUUCCUUGUAGACGUUCCUGAAUUCCGGGCCCUGAUUGGGAAUGUGGCGGCGGAGCAGCUGGAACGCAGCGUGGGCGAAGACCCCCGGGGUGUCUCUGCCGCACUGCGCAUCUGCUUCACCCGGAUGAUGAAGAGUGAGAAGAAGGUCUUUGUGGACCAGCUUAACAUGCUGGUGAAGCGGAUUUCUCAGGAAGGUGGGUCUAGUGUGAGACUUGGGUGCUGGGGAGGUUGUGGUCCUCCAGGUGUUCCUGGGACUGCAACUCCAGGCACCCUUGAUGGUUGGCCAUGUUGUGGGAGGCUGAUGGGAGCAACCUCUGUGGGGGGUUAGGGCCUCCACUAUAAGGCGAAACUUGGCAACCAGCAGCUGCUGCUCACCAGACUCCUCCAUGUGUCUCCAUCCCACAGCAGAUGCAGGGAAAGAUACUUCGGCCAGCUGUGGGGAGCUCCUCCUCCGCCUCCACUCCCAGUACCCCGGAGACAUCGGCUGCUUUGCCAUCUACUUCUUGAACCUGAUGAAGCUGCAGCCCGGGGAGUGCAUGUUCCUGGGUGCCAAUGAACCCCACGCCUACAUCUACGGAGGUGAGUUUCUGGGCACAGAAGCAAAAGAGAGGCUUGGAGGUUGAAUCCUGACAAGACAGAAGUACUGUUAUGGGGGGACAGGGGCGGGCUGGUGUGGAGGACUCCCUGUCCUGAAUGGGGUAACUGUGCCCCCUGAAGGACCAGGUGCGAAGCCUGGGAGUCAUUUUGGACUCACAGCUGUCCAUGGAGGCACAGGUCAAUUCUGUAUCCAGGGCAGCUGUCUACUAUCUCCACCUGGUACACAGGCUGAGACCCUAUCUGCCCGUGGACUGUCUCGCCAGAGUGGUGCAUGCUCUAGUUAUGUCCCGCUUGGACUACUGCAAUGCGCUCUACGUGGGGCUACCUUUGAAGGUGACCUGGAAACUACAGCUAAUCCAGAAUGCGGCAGCUAGACUGGUGACUGGGGGCGGCCGCCGAGACCACAUAACACCGGUCUUGAAAGACCUACAUUGGCUCCCAGUACGUUUCCGAGCACAAUUCAAAGUGAUGGUGUUGACCUUUAAAGCCCUAAACGGCCUCGGCCCAGUAUACCUGAAGGAGCGUCUCCACCUCCAUCGUUCUGCCCUGACGCUGAGAUCCAGCGCCGAGGGCCUUCCGGCGGUUCCCUCAUUGCGAGAAGCAAAGCUACAGAGAACCAGGCAGAGAGCCUUCUCAGUAGUGGCACCCGCCCUGUGGAACACCCUCCCACGAGAUGUCAAAGCGAUAAACAAUUACCUGACAUUCAGAAGACAUCGUAAGGCAGCCCUGUUCAGGGAAGUUUUUAAUGUGUGACAUCUUAGUGUAUUUUUGGUCUUUGUGGAAGCCGCCCAGAGUGGCUGGGGAAACAAAUAAUAAAUUAUUAUUAUUAUUGUUUGUAUGGCCACCAGAUCUCCUCUCAAGGCAGCUUCCCAGGUUUAUGGGAUUUAACCGCUUGGAUUGAGCACUUGUGGGGGGGGGCAGGGGUAGCAGGGCUGUGGCCGUGGGAGAAACCUGGAAGCGGUCACGUAUGGCGCCCAAGCCUAAUGCUCCCCAUUUUAAUUAGUGCUUUGAAAAACUAGAUCAGCCCUCAGAGGAGAGGCGGCCAGCAUGGCAAGCAGGUCUGUGGCUAAGUCCCGCGUGGCCACACUUGGGUGCACUGAGUCUGCGAAGAUCAAGUGGGGUAGAGCGCAGCUGCAUCUUAAGACCUGAUGGGCUGCCUUGCAGAAGAUGGGGCAGACUUGCUCUCUGUUGCUCAGGAGGGCAGGAGCAGAGCAAAAGGUGGAAACAGAGAGGAAGCCGCCUGUGGCGAUCACACAGGGUCCCCGGACGUUUAACGGUCUAUUGAUCCCUGUGCCACCACUGUGCUCGCUUCCCCGCUGCCACCAACCCAUUACUCUCGGGUAAAACACUGAGUCCAGACAGUUGUUAAAAGUGAACCAAAUAAACAAGUUUAUUUUAUAAACAUUAACAAGUUUAUGGUUUUUCAGAUAAUAUUCCUGUCAGUAUCUUAACUUUAGUUUCUUUACUGGCCUAUACCUUCCUUAUACCUUCUGAAUGAUUAUCUCAACUGUUUGACUGACUCCUCUUAACAAAUUCUCUCACUCUCACAUCAGACUAGCCCAACCCACAGACUUAUCUUCUCUGUCUCUUCUAACUCCAGACUGACUUCUCAACCCCACCCUAACUCUAACUUUAACUCCUCCCCUUGGGUUCCCAUUGGUUAGUCAUUUUACAAUUAGUUAACCCUUUCCUUAUGAAGCCAGUAUGAUGUCACACACCAAGGAGGGCAAACACCACACCGCCCAAUGGCAAGGGCUCUUCUGGCAACGGAAUGCCUUAGCAGCCACUUCCUCCAGGUGUGCUGGACUCCAGUUCCCAUCACACCCCAGCUGGCACAGCUGAUGGUCAGGGAUGAUGGGAGUUGUAUUCCAGAGAUGCCUGGAGGUCACUAGGUUCACUAUCCCUGCUGCAGCUGCAAGAAUCCUGCGCUGGGCUAAGUGGCCUCAGAGGGCCUUGCCAACUCUGAAACUCUUAGUUUGAGAUGACAGGGAGGGGAUGAUAAAAGAGGGUUUCUUGAGAUGGGGCAGAAGGGUGUUUCUGGAGGGCCUCUCUUGCCACCACCAGCAGCCUCUGCACUUCCUGACGGGCAGCUUCUCUUUCCUUCCCGCCUUGCCACAGAUUGCAUCGAGUGCAUGGCCUGCUCUGACAACACGGUGCGCGCUGGCCUGACGCCCAAGUUCAUUGACGUCCUCACGCUGUGCGAAAUGCUCAACUACACUCCGACCCCUGGCAGCUCCAAGCUCUUGAGCCCCGUCCAGAGCCGCCUGGACCCUUGUGUCUACCUCUACGACCCGCCUGUCCCAGACUUCUCUGUCAUGAGGAUAGAGGUGAGCUUCUCGGGGGCUUCCCCUGCCCUGAUGACGGCAAGCGGUUCCUGCUGCAAGAUCCUUUCAAGUGCCGAGGUGGCAUUAGGCACCUGCUCCCUGUGCAGCUUGGCUCAGAUGGAUCCGUCCACUUUGGUUUCUCAUUCUGCCCUCACCCUGAAUCUUAGGUUCAGUUUGCUCUCUUUCUGGAUGUCUUUGCAGUUCAUUUUUAAACAGUGUGCAUGGAAAAUGUGUAAAACACAUUUAUGCACACAGUGUCCUCUAAUAUAAUGCAUGUUGAUGCAUUAUUUUCACUGACACACACUUUCCCCAAAUCAUGCAUUUCUUUUUUGGUUGGAGAAGUACAUCACACAUUUGGAGAACAGCAUAUCUCCAGGGAUACCUGCUCUCAGAUUGCACGUUGGUUCAGAAAAGUGUGAAUUAGGUAGCUUUGCAUGUUAAUGCAAACUUUACAAAGUUGCCUCCCUGUCCCUACAUGGGCCCCAACUUUAUUUAUAAUGACAUUCUUCCUCCAAGGAGCUUGGAGUGGCAUGUGUAGUUCUCUCUCCUUAUGUUUAAAUAGGGAUUUUUGUGUGAAACUCUAUAUUUUUUUUAAUGCACAUUAAGACGCGGGUGGUGCUGUGGGUUAAACCACUGAGCCUAGGACUUGCCGAUCAGAAGGUCAGUAGUUUGAAUCCCCGCGACGGGGUGAGCUUCCAUUGCUCGGUCCCUGCUCCUGCCAACCUAGCAGUUCGAAAGCACGUAAAUGUGCAAGUAGAUAAAUAGGUACAGCUCCUGCGGGAAGGUAAACGGCAUUUCCGUGCAUUGCUCUGGUUCGCCAGAAGCGGCUUUGUCAUGCUGGCCACAUGACCUGGAAGCUGUACGCCGGCUUCCUCAGCCAGUAAAGCGAGAUGAGUGCCACAACCCCAGAGUCGGCCACGACUGGACCUAAUGGUCAGGGGUCCCUUUACCUUUAAGACACAAGUGGGACAGGACACACGUGAGAUUAGUGUGGGCAAGAAACAGACGUGCCCGUCGUUGCCUGCUUUUACAGUUGCUGAAAUCUCAGUUUGGCUUGAGAUGGAGACCAGCUUGCACUGCUGGGCACUCUGGAGGCUAGAGGGAAGUCAGGAUCUUCCAUUGCCUCUGGAUUUGUCGCACGCCCGGCUCAUUCACUUCCUACUUAGUGAGGCAGGAACUUAAAAUACCCAGGCCCCACCUCUCUACUGAGCAAGGGUUCUGCUUUCUCUUGCAGAUUCCUUCCUCCAUCAAGCUGUACCUUAUUUCGGCCAUCGACUCAGCCAGCAUCCUGUUGGUAGUACAAGGAACUGCUGUCGGGACCUCCACUGCGGCCGCUUCAGAAAUGGCUGUCCGCCGCGGCUCUGUGCUCUUCAUCUCCGCCAAUGAGAGCGUCUCCUUGCACCUGUCUGCCCCUGACGGGAUGCUGCUCUUCCGAGCCUGCUGUCUCGUAUAAUGUGGGGUGCUUGGCUCUUUCUUCUCUUGCUGAGACUCCAGUAGAAACGGCUGUGUAUCCUCUGCACAGCCAGUUACUCCCCUGACCCAUCAAACCACUGUGUCAAAAGCCCAAAGCAUUGGCGCUCACCCCUGUAUGGUGGGCCCUCGUUUCCCACACAGCUUGACUCUAUCCAGGGAGAACCCUGCUCCUGUAACGGUUGCUGUAAAACAUGGGGCUGGGAAUUCUCCAGUAGACCUCGUCAUUUUUUUUAAAAAAACUGCCAUCUCCACCUUGUGCUUGACCGUUCUGCUUUUGAGGGAUAGCGGUCUGCACACCCUGAACUUUAAAAAUGCUGUAAAUCUUAUAAAAACCAGCUGCCACAGUCAAUGGUGUGCCUCUCUCACCCCCCACCAGCCUGGGAAGAGGGUGGAAGUUUGGAAGAAGGGCUUGGUGAUGAUUUGAGCUUCCCAGCCACUGGAAUUCCCUCUUAGCCAGGACUUUCUGCCUCCUGCCCUUUACCUGGGGGGCCGGCAAAAGCUUGUCUCCACCUCGCCCCAGUUCCUGCCGAUGGAGAGUGGUUGGCUACCAUUCCUUCUAAUCCCUGGCUGACAAAGUUUCCUCUGGCUGUAGUGGACAGCAUAUUCUGGUGUGAAAGUGCUUCCUCCUUGAGGGCCAGCUGUGGGUGGUUGCUUAAUCUAGGAGUGGUUCUGUCUGCCCACAGCAGGGCCAUGUGAGUUGACCCUGAUAGGAGUUAGGAGUCCAGCAACUCCUGGGGAACCAUGGGCUCCCCACCCCCAGCCAACAAUCCUGAUUUCGGGAUGGGAGGACAAGCCAGUAGUACAUUUUUUGUACCGGUGGCCUUUCAGGUGCAAUGUCACUGGACUUCCAUCCUGGGCCAGGUGGCAGAAACAAGAAGUCCUCUAAUGCUACAGGCCUGGGGGACAGGGCCUUCGCUUUGGGUGCUUUUCACCAUCUGCUUUCCCCCCAGUAGCAUUUUCCCAGCACCAUGUGGUUCUAUCCCCUGGCUCCAUGUGGGUGUCACAAUAUACCAUAGCUUGCUGUGAUAAGAACAAACCUGACCCUGGUCCAGCUCCAAGUGCAGUAUGUGUCUUCACUUUUCCUUGUUUGAAACAAGCACACCACGGGGUUGAUGGAGCUGGCUUGUUCCAAACAAAACACAGUGAAGACAAAGCAGUCUAGGGCUGAGAUGAUUAAUUAAAACUGGCACCCCAAUUUUCCUAUUAUUCCUCUCCCUCAAAUUGGUUGGGGUGAGAGGCUGUGUGGGAUAGAGGCUCCUUUCUAUCCAAACGUAGCCAGUACCUGCUUUCCCUGCAGUAGUUUGGAACCUGUUCCCAAGCAACCAGGAAAAGGGUCCCCCGGCCCAACUAGAGUGUUAAGUUUGGAGGCAGGCUCAGCUUUUUGUGUCCUGCAGGGGCUGUGGUUUUAAGAUGAUCAAAUUGGCAGCUCAUGUUUGGCUUUUGCACCAACAGGAAAGAGAAUGGCUCUUCCCUUAAAAACAUCAGAUUACCGCAUCUUCACUGUAUGGUGAGGCUACUUACCUGGCAUUUCAAAGUAAAGUACAUGUACCAAUAGCUAAAGCGGGUGUUAUAAUCACUCUGCUCUACCCCUUGCUUCCACCUCUUGCAGAAAAAUUCAUUGAACGAUAUAAAAAAAUUCCAUCCAGUAGCACCUUAGAGACCAGCCAAGUUUGUUGUUGCUAUGAGCUUUCGUGUGCAUGCACACUUCUUCAGAUACCUUGCAUGCACACGAAAGCUCCUACCAACAACAAACUUAGUUGGUCUCUAAGGUGCUACUGGAAGGAAUUUUUUUAUUUUGUUUCGACUACAGCAGACCAACACAGCUACCUACCUGUAACUAGAAUCAUUGAAUGAUGGUACCCUGAACUCUUGGGUAAGUCAGUGCUAUAAAUUCAAGCGUUACUAAGGGACAGGCGCUGCCUUGGGGCAGGGCAGGGUGGUGGCCUUUUAGUUGUGACUGGCUUACAGCUCCCAUCAUCCGGAACCAUUGGCCAUUCUGGCUGAUGGGUGUUGGGGUCCUGCAAGAUCUAGGGGGUCAGCGGUUCCACACCCAAAGUUCAGUUCUGUGGCUUGGGGAGCAGGAAGCCCAGCCACUCCACCUUCAACUCAGUUUGAAGUUGCAGUGUUGUAAGUUGUUGCUUACAGAGGGAGGGAAAGUCCACUUGCGCUUCCAUUCGACAACUCUGGUUUGAUUUGCAUGCUCACUCAUUUGGGGCUCAGUAUAUUUCAGCAAAGAGAACUGCCCCAGUUUCUCUUUAGCUUCCCACCAAAUAGGAGUGUGUCCUUACCCUAGCGGAGUGCCAAGCAGGAGCGACUGUUGUCUCCUGCAGAAUGAUUCGAGAGAGAAAAGUGCAGGGGGGGAAAUACAGAACCUUCAGAGACUGAAAUAACAGUUAUAAGUGAAAAUAAAUAGGAUGUUGGGGGACUGGCAGAAUACAUGCGUUGUCUUAAGGGGUUGUGUAUCAGAAUUUGAAUCUUGAGGUCAUCCAUCAGAUGGAUUUUGACUCCAGACUCUCGCACUGCAAAUUGUAGAGCUGUCAUUUCAGCAUUUGACGUUUUGAUAGCUGCAGUCAACCACUUCGUACCAUUUGUGUUAAGAGAUGUGUGGACCCAGUUGUACACUUUAUACAAACUAUUUUGUUCCUAAAUUAACUGGAGGUUUGAGAUGUAUGUACAGAGUGUGUGCAAGUAAAGACCCCUGGAAGAGCCAGUAUUCCUGCUACCAUUGUACUGUAUUCCAUAUGUCACAGGUAUAGUUAUGGCUAAUAAUCCCCAAAGAAUGAAACAGGGAGAUGAAAUUCAGAUGGUUUCAGAAACAAAAAAUCUUCCCACCAGUGUAAAGCAUCAGUUGUUUAAGAGUCAAAUGCAACGAGUUAAAGUUGACUAAAUAAAGAAGGUGCUGUAGAGGACAGGCCCUGAGAACAACC
This is a messenger RNA of Podarcis lilfordi (Lilford's wall lizard), 14898 nucleotides long. Lineage: Eukaryota; Metazoa; Chordata; Lepidosauria; Squamata; Lacertidae. The record is from the annotation of a GenBank genome assembly.